Molecule: messenger RNA, 7043 nt
Organism: Porites lobata
Lineage: Eukaryota; Metazoa; Cnidaria; Anthozoa; Scleractinia; Poritidae
Source: the annotation of a GenBank genome assembly
AUGAAAGGCCUAGGUGCUGCCCUCACUCAAGAACCGGAAACCCGUCGUUUUCGUCUGCAAAGUCCUGACGGAUGUCGAGGUAAGGUACACAGACAUCGAAAGGGCCUUAUUUCAAGAGCCUUCCAAAAGUUCCCUUGAGAGACAGGCUUUACAAACAUUACAACCACCCUUCACUAUCCCCGUACGAUUUAUUGAAAGCCAAGUAGAAUGAGUCAAGUUAGCCCUCCUGAAGUGAAACAUGACAAAGUCAAAGUCAAAGUUAAAGUCCCUGACACGUCGCUUCUUUGUGACCCCCGAUGACCGUCCGCUCCCCUUACCUGCGGAGUUACUAUUGGGGCGUCCAAUACGAGACAACCUUCCAAGAAAGAUUCCAAGGGACCCUUUAAAUGAACAAGCCACCUCAAGGCUUACCAAAAGACAACAAUCUAUCCUCCACUUUUGGGAAUGAAAUCACCACAUCGUCAGACACCUUCAUAACCCACCGUGGCAGGCUGAUUACGCCACCCCAGAGAGGCUGGAUUUGUAAAAGCCGAGUUAAGCCAAUUGAUGAUCUGAAGGAACAUUUAAGAAUGGUCAUAAAAGACUUGUUAUUGUUAUUGUUAAGCAUGUGACUCUGCGUACACUGAAUUAUCUUAAUGCAUAAUUAAUUUGUUUUUAUUUUCAAGGAAACGAGGGAUGCAUUGAUCUACAGCAACAAUCACUUCCAGCGUUUAUGGCCAUGUUACCGCUCAAAAUAUAUUAGUGUUUAAACCUCAAGUCCGCAUUUCCUUAGUGCGAUACAGAAGCAUUGCGAUGUCCAUCUUUUUUGACAACGUUAUAAGACGCUGCUCGAUAAAUUUAACCUUUCGUUGGUUCUCUUCUUAGCCGAGCUCCACGGGUAAUAAAAUUACCCAGCGGAACCCAUGGGUAAUAAGACUUGGUUAUCAAUUUUGGUUGUGCGAAAAUCGUCGGUCAGGGUCCCUACGUCCGUCGCAUAUGAUAUGUUAGCUGAUGCCGAGAAAUGCCACACUCACUAGCUUGCGGUCCAAGAUAUUUACAAUCUAUGUUCAACUUAAUGUUGGACAUCCAUGUUAAGGUCAAUUGACAUUUGUCAAAAUAGGGUAUCCGCUUACCAAAGCCACAUGGCUAUAUGUUGUGAGCAAUUUUACAACUCAUUGAGGUGACGCGGAUUUUUAAAGUUCUCCGCUAACCAGUUAUGGGUUUUCAAUUGAUCGUAAGGUCGAGAAAUAUUUUCAGGAGGAGUUUGAGCAAUGCAUGUGUCAAUUUUUUAGAAAGGUAUUUCUUAAAAAUCCCACGAGAGCUUCUCUUUUGAUCUUGUCUUAAUACAUAUAUUAAAACUAUCGAAUGCAGUUUUGAAGUGUGAUUCAUCCCAACAUGUAGUACCCACAUUUUUCUUAAUUCUUACCAUAUCAUUUUAUUUUUUACCAUACGAUUUUUCAUGAUCUGGUUAUUCCGCUAUGUUUCAGAAUAUCAAACAGAGAGGGAAUUAUUUCAAAACCUUUCGAAUGAGAAUUUGGAUAAAGUAUGGCUAUUGAAUUGUUCAAGCCAGAGCGACCAUCCGAUCCUGAUAGUCAAUGACGCUGGUGAGAAUGUCGCGAUCGGGGCAGAAGUUCAAGUCAUACACGGGGAGAAUCGAAAUAAUGAAGAAGCUGAAGAUCUUUCAAAUUUCAUAACUUGUCUCAUGAAAAAGUGGGAAGAAAGAAAUAAAAAAACGUCUCCAAACGCGAUUGCUAGAUAUAACGUUUCCGGCGAGUCAUCGGGCUCAAAUGGUAUGCACAACGGGAGCAAUAAAGACAGGCAAAGAGGAGCGGAUAACAUUGAAAACAAUGAAAUGGGUGACCAUUUGGUAAGUUUAGGAAAUUUAAAUAUAAAAGGAAAAAAUGGACAUUUAUAUUAAGAAGAACAUGAUUUCAUCUUAUCCCAACUUAAAAGGCAAUUAGUACCACCUUUUACUAAGUAUAAGCGAGCCCAUCAAAGUUCUUCUCCAAAGAUUGAAACCAAAUACCGCUAACAGUUACUGUAUCAAGAUCAGUCGCCAUUUUGGAAUAUGUUUAGCACCCUGCAAUGGGGCUUUCAUUUUUCUCGAGGAGUAAUCUCACGUAAAUAAUUUUUGAAUAAUAGUGAAGUCUCCAAAGUUAUAGAAAUUAAGACCUACCGAUGCGAGAAAAUAUGGUUAUGAAGUGAGUUACGCCCACAUGCACCUGUCCAUCGCCUGCCAACUCGUACAGACUCUACGGCUACGAGUAGAAUUGUUCUCGGCGUUUAUAGAUUAACCGGGGCCGUUAGGGAGCAAACAAUGGAGAUGCUCCGAUAAAAAUCUAGAUAUAAUAUUUUUUGUGUUUGACUUACUAGGAAAAAAUUUUCGAAUAUAAUUCUUUAAAGUUUGGCCUUUGUCUUGUCACGCGUUUGGUCACGCUCCAGGAUUAAUCUACAUUAUCUGAGAUUGGUCAAAUUUUGACAGGUGAGUUCACGCGUAAAAACCAUGCAGGAUCUUGAAACUUGUUUGCCGAUAAAGAGAGACUUUUCUUAUUUUCUUCUUCAGCCUCCACAAAAUAAAAUACAACUUCAUGCCGUCAACAUUUUUUUCUUGUUAUUCAAAGCUGAUUUAAUUUGUUUAAUGGUUUUGGUUGAGGAUUAAACAUCGCAAAGGAUUCAUAAGUGGCUGCGUUUGGAAAAGUUCAGCAAGGCUCUUAAUACGCAGACUACAGGAAAAAUAUUUUGUCCUUUCAAGUUUUUCACUUUUCGUGUUUUUCCACUGUCACCCCAAAUUAAAUACCAGCUGCUAUCAAAAUUAUUCUGAUAUUCAAAGCAGCUUUGUUUAUUCGGUUCUUAGGCUGAUGAAAAAUUUGCAACUGGACUAAGCGAUAGCUGUAUUUGGAGGGAGAGGUGGGGUGGGUUAGUGAUGCAAUCUGUGUGGACAACAAUUCUUUUCGAAACCGACAUAUAUUACUGUGAUCGAAUUCGAUUUAUUUUUUUCUGUUAGUGCAGUUAUUCCCGCAUAGGCUCAUAAGAGAGUACACCGCCCAGGAUUGAAAACACCUUUAACUCAUGAAUUCCUUUUGAAUUUUAGCGGGGCUCCCACGCGCGCGACUCAUGGAAUAUGGUCAGCUGCUUUUCGUUUGGUUGUCACGAGAUUGACCGAGCUUACACGUCUACAGAUUGUACGGGUGGGGUAGGGGAGACUAUCAAAAGGAAGGAAGGGGUGUCUCAGGCAUGUCUUGGCAAAUUCACAUCUUUUAUAUUGGACAUUCACUUUUCACAAUAUGGUCAAUUGACAGCUGUCAAAACAGGAUAGCCACUGAUCAGUAUCACAUGACCAUAUCGCGGGCUCAUGUGUCAACUCAUCGAGGUGAAGUGAUUUAUUUGGAAACUGUCCGCUGACCAGCUAAAUGUUUUACUAGAUCGCGAUCAAUGUUCAAUCUCAUACUUUCUAGCUAGUUUGGGAGCACAGUUGAUAAUGCACACAUUUUGGACAUCGGACAUCAAUGUUGUGAUCAAUUGGCAGCUGUCAAAACAGGGUAUCCGCUGACCAGUAUCACUUGAGCGUAUCGCGGGCUCAGGUGUCGACCCAUCGAAGUCAAGUAUUUUUUUUGAGGUUAUCCGCUGACAAGUUACUAGUUUUCAAAUGAUCGCAGGCUCAAGUUUAAUUUCUCUUUAAUUCAUAUGAAAUAUAUUGUGUUUAUGUGCCACAAAAUUAAGAUUUUGACUUCAAACUGACCUCGGACGCGAAAAUGCAGCCACCUUUUACAGGCAGGGAAGACAGUUUUUUUUGACUUUGCUAACCAUGGUCACGCGUUAGUCACGCUCUACUUCCAAUUUUUAUGCUCUGAUUGGUCAAAAUUUGACAGGUGAGUUCAUGCGGAAAAUUUAUGCGGAAUCUUGAAUCUUGUUUACCUUGACAGCUGAAGCUGACAGAGUUUUGUGUCAACUUGUGAUGUUUUUAACUGUCUUUUUCCACUGGAUGCAGAAAAUGAAAUUCAGCUGCUAGUAGUCAAUUCAGGAGUCUUCUGUUAUUCAUGGCUAGUUGGUUUUUGGUUGAGAAAUACAUCAAUUGUCAAAGUCGGAAAUCUGAUUUGGAUGGCAUCGUUUUCGUUUUUCACCGUGCUUGAUGCGAAAGGGUUGAAAAGUCUGAAGUGAACAAAAGUAACAAGCAAAAGUAAGAACCGGGUGGCCGUAUAUGUUAUUUUGGAAUUUUUUUUACCGGUUUUAUAGCUAAAAGCCCACGCGUGCUUCGAUCGUCCCGAAUAUUGAAUGAGUGCAAUUUGUAUUGCAAAAUUGUGAAAUAUUACAUUAUGUCCGAGGUCUGUAUGAUAAAAACAGUACCUCAUAGUACUGUUUCACCUCAGAUGUGACGUAUAAAUGGUAUAAAAGGUUGGUUUACACGCACCCAGAUUUGUUGGCAAGUGUGUAAAGUGUUAAAACUUGUCGAACGCAAAAAAUUCGGCCUGAUUUUUUCCAGGCCUAAAUAAUCUACGGUGAUCAAGAACCAUUAUGGCUCUUAAAUGUGAUUGAAGAUGAUUACUGCUUUUAAGGUGUACAGAUGAGGUUAUCAACUCGAUGUAAGAUUUUGUCUACCCUUGGCUGUUUGCAAAUUAUUUUUCUCAAAAUCACUUAGCCUUUCCCUCAACAGUCACAUGAAUGAGCUAUGUGCUCUAAAGCUAACUGAAUUGUGGAAUACAAGUUUAUUGCUUGAUUUAAAUUAUAAAUAUAUUAAUGGGAGCCUCGCUUUUCGCCCUGGCUAAAUGUUACCGUAAUCAGAGCCUUUCUCUAAAUUAAUUCAUCAUAUUUUUUGCGACUACUAAGAAAUCAAGGGUAAUGAAGCGCCCGCCUGUUUCUUGAACGUUUCUGGCGAGAUAUGGUUGACAUGGAUCCUUCCCUUUGAGAUCUUUGGCUCGUUGGCCCCCCAGGUGAUGACUUAGCAGUAGUGUAGGUGUGUCCGAAAAAACGCCAUCUUGUGAGAAAGUUAACGCAGCUGCAUUCUUAACUUAUAUGUGGCUCGAAUGUGCAAUACUUUUCAAACGCCAUUGUAAAAUCUCAUUUUUUCUUUUAACAAAAUGUUAUAAAGCGUAAUUGACUUUCAACCCUUGUAAAUAUUAUCAAGGGAAAACUCUAAAAACGUUUUCGUCUUUUUCUUCUUGAACUCUGCACAGUCACUCUGUUAUCAAAGUCACAGCAUAGGUAAAAACGCUCACAGUAUACAGUGGAUGCCUGAGAAGCAAAUGAAAUUUGAUGAUUAUUUGCUGUGUACCUGUGGAGGAGUCCUUGGUGUUUGCCUAAUGAUGGGGAUACUAUGGGACACUUUCUCAAAGCUGCGAGAAAGAAAACCGGAGAACAAAGGUUAGUGUCGUAACGAGCCCUUGGCAGAAGAGACCAAACCACCCCUCAAAUCGGUCAUUUAGGCUAAAUUUACAUAUCUUUUACAUUUCUUUGCCGGGUAGACUUCAAUUGUUGACUUGGUAAUUUUAAGUUUUUGUUUGACGCAAAAUGUCAAAUCAUGACGUCACAAGGACGGACGUCACGAAAAUGGGUUAAAUUAAUUUUUAAUUUCAAAGUUAAACUUCUAUCAUCUGAAAGAGAAUUAGAAGGGGAGUAAAACGCUGAAAACCGCUUUAGCUACGAUACGUAGAAGUCGUAAAAGUUAUUUUAGAGCACCCCCUAGAACCUUUUCCCUAAAAAACGAACCCUUUGAUUUAUUUUUUACAUUUUUUGCAAAAUAAGCUGAUUUUACGGCUACAUAAGCCUUUUAAAGUUGCCAAAAUCGUAUCAUUCAAGGUUUCGCUUUUUGAAACAAAAACGCUAAUUUAGGCGAAACAAAAAAUGAUCACUUGACAUUUUAAUGACGUCACAAAACUGUUUCUUGUGCUUUUACGCAGUUAGGAAUUUCCUUCUUCAAAAUGUUGUUUUUUCUUUAGCUUUCGACAAUAAAGGUGUGUUAUGUUUAUAUUAAAUAGCAAUAUUGACACGUCAAUUAAAUGCUUAAAUUUAGACUUAUUUUACAAGACGACCUGUUUUUGUGGAACGAAUUUAAUCAAAUUCCAAAUUUCAUAUCUCAUCUAAUUUUUGAGAUAUUGAAAAAUUCUUUUCAGCUUUCAGCUUUCCCUGAACAGUUCUUUUGAAAUUGAAAUAAAAAAUGGGAAGGUUCUAAAGAUUAAAAUUUUUGUAUGAAUGACGUCAGCAAUUGUGAAGCCACAUCUUGAAGUCAAAAUUUAUGCCAAUUUGAUUGGCUCAAUAUUUUGUACUUUCAGGCCACGUUUAGUAAGGAAAGAGUUAGAGCCAACAAAUUUUUUGUAAAAUUUAGAGACUUUGAUGACCGAUUUGGGGGCUGUUUAGCCCUGGCGUGAUGGUACAAAAAUCACCUUGAUGAAUACCAAAAGAAGAAGAAGGGCAACAAGAGCAAAGAGAAUGAUACAUCAUUCAAUAGGCUAAAAUCAUUUCUUUUGAAGGCCCCAUUGCGAACCCACUGCUUUGUUUGCCAGCCAGCAAAGUGCUUUUCGUAGCAUGUGACAGUAUUGUGCAAAGGACCCAUUGUUUUAUAAAUGGCUAUUGUUCUCCCGGCAUUUACUUACAGUCACUGACGCUUUCUAAGUCUGUCAUAUUGCAUUGUUAUUCUAAAAUGCUCAACAAGGUUUUAUUUCAUUAAGUUACCAUAUGAAGGUGCGUUAGUGCUCUUCAUCAUGAAGUAGGCACUCGCUCGAGCUCACUUUAUUGUAUUCCCUUUUGUUUGGCCACAUCACACCUUUACGCUUUGACAUUAUUCUUUACAAACGACAGUUAAAAGAUCGUUUCAUGUGCUCAUAGUAAAUAUAGAAAGUAUUUUUAUAUAACAUUCUCGGCACAUGUUAGUGGAGAGAGGGGUCGAGGGGUACGCAAAGUUUGAGCCCUCGCCACUGCCAUAUGACACUCCUAAGGGGUUUGCUUAUUCGUAAGUAAUACUUUGGACGACUUUUCCAACCUAGCAGCGCUUAAAUCAGGUCAUUAAUUAUUCUCAACUUUGUCUUUCUACAGGCUGCGAUGUUGACGUGGAGAAGGGAACAGUUGAGUGA